Colletotrichum destructivum is the source of this 2343-nucleotide messenger RNA. Its product is annotated as Putative tRNA-guanine(15) transglycosylase, queuine tRNA-ribosyltransferase accessory subunit QTRTD1. NCBI's taxonomy places the organism in Eukaryota, Fungi, Ascomycota, Sordariomycetes, Glomerellales, Glomerellaceae. The transcript is spliced from 2 exons. Gene Ontology annotation, molecular function: tRNA-guanosine(34) queuine transglycosylase activity. The record is from RefSeq and is a predicted model, not a curated record. Bases 200 to 1687 code for a protein of 495 amino acids.
CCCUUGAUUUGAUUUGACGAUACGGCGAAUGCGAGCGAUUGACCACCGGCAACUGACUUGGGAGAGAGAAGUGAGCUAUUUCGGAAUUUGCGGUCAAGUUUCAAAGAUCGGGCCUAGGACCAGCAAAUCGUCUGCCAUUACAACCAACCACACCGGGGGUUGACUCACAGCUUGCUUGAGGGGUCAGGAAUGUGUCAAGAUGAAUGAUGCGCAAACCGUCAACGAGAGGAGGAAACCGGAAGACAUGAUAUUCGAAAUUCUGAAGAAGGCCGUCGACGGCAGCACCUCGGCGGCUCGACUGGGAAGACUGAGUCUCUCCAAGAGGAACCCCAUCGAAACCCCGAACUACAUCGCCGUGGCAUCGAGGGGCGUCGUUCCUCACGUCACACCCGACAACCUCAAAAAACAUGUUUCUGUCGGUGCAGCAUAUAUGGCGCUUGAGGACUUCAUCGAGAAGAAGAACCCUUCGGCGCUCUCAAUACCUUCGCCUGACAAAAAGCCUCUUCACACCUUUACGUGCCUGCCCGAGACGAUAGUCACGGUUCUCGCUCCCAGACGAUGCCCGGCGAUUAAGACUCCUGUGGGCAACGGCGCAAAGUCCAUGGCCAUCUUCACAUCCACCGGCUUCCGGAACCUUACAGUGGACGAGUACUCGGACGCCGUCGAGACGCUUAAGCCCGACAUCGCCAUCAGCCCGGCAGAUCUUUUCCACACGAGCACGAUGCCGGUCCCGAAGAAGCUCGUACGCAUGGCUGGGCGAACCGAGGACUGGACUGAUGCGUUUCUGACGCCCAAGAGGCGGGAAGCUCUGAAGGAGUCCGGGGUCUCUGUGUUUGCGCCCGUCUUGGCGGUGCCGUAUCCCAUUCAGUGGGAGCAUCUCCGUAACUUGGCCGACGACAUUGUCGACUCCGUUUCAGGACUGGCCGUCUACGAUGUAGACCUGAUGCCCGACAUCGUGGACAAUCACGAACCACUGGUCUCGCUGCCCCGUCUCUCUCUCCACAUUCCCGCCACACCCCAAGAAAUCCUCCGCCAAAUCUCUUUGGGUAUCGACCUCUGCACAAUACCCUUCCUCAACGCCAUCUCCGACGCCGGCGUGGCGCUGUCCUUCACCUUCCCGCCACCCGCCGACAUCCACCAGAGCAAGGCCACCCUACCGCUCGGCGAGGACAUGUGGUCGCCCGAGAACGAGGCCUCCCUCGAACCCCUCGUCCGGGGCUGCCCUUGCUACGCCUGCACGACGCACCAUCGCGCGUUCUUACACCACCUACUCAACGCCAAGGAGAUGCUCGGCUGGACGCUCCUCCAGAUUCACAACCACCAGGUCAUGACCGACUUCUUCGCGGGCGUCCGGGCUGCCCUGGCGCGGGACGGCGUCGACGGGUUCGAGGAGCAAGCGAGGCGUUUCGCCGCGGCGUACGAGGCGGAGCUGCCGCAGGGUACGGGAACGAGGCCGAGGGCGAGGGGUUACCACUUCAAGCCGGACCCGAAUCCUAGUAGGAUCAACCCGCCGGCGUGGGAGAAUUUCGCGACGGACGGGGAGCGUGCCGGUGCCGGUACUAAUGGAACCGCGGCCGCUGCGGCUGCCGGGGGGACGGAGACGCCGCUCGUGCCUGAUGUGGGAUCUCUGAAGCUCGAGGAGAAGGGGUUCGCCGAGGUUACGCACGGAGAGGGGAAGCCCGAGUAACCCACGUUGUCGGCAAUGCUAUGGGGCAUGCUGCAGUGGCAGAGCAACACGGGCUCUUGCCUUUACCGCCGCGAAGCCAGGGAGUCACGGAUACGCCAGCCACUUUCGAAAAAAUGGAAUAUAGCCGUCGAUGCGUACGGCAUAGAGUUCACUAUGUCGACGUUGCUCUUCCUCAGUUCUCGUCCCUAGGUCGUUCGGCAUCCCUUCCCCGCUGGUUUCGUGUGUCUGUGUCUUCUUCACUCGAAAUUCACCACCAUCUAUAUCAUUCUGCUUGAUUCUCGCCGACUCAGCGUGUAGCUACAAGAACCGGGUUUCACAAGCGCUCAUCGGAAAUGUCAGCGUAAUCACCAGCGACUUGGUGACCAACAUUGUGUACUAUUCUCACCCUAACACCGUGUAGAGCCAAGAACGCUUGAACUGCCUUUGAAACAAACACCUGUGAAUACCAAGGAAUGUUACACCAUCCCUUGGCGAUCGCAACGCGUAAUUUUUCCAAGGGGAGAUGAAUUUGCUCCGGCAGCAUUUAAGCUAUCAAGCUGGAAUUAAAUCUGGCUUGGCCAGUCCGUAAGAAGGCCUCUUUGUAUAGGAAGAACGUCGAAAAGGACCGGAAUGACGAAGAUGAUGAGCUGCAGAAUACUGGAUUCCCAGGAAUUCAC